GUAUAAAUGGAAUUGUAGGAGACAAAGAGGUUGAGAGACUGCCACCAGUAGACAUUCUGCAAGCAAACAGAGGGACUGUAUGAAGAUGUGGAGAUUGACUUGUGCCACUUUGACCCUACUCAUUUGUGUCAAAGGUUCACUUUCUCAGUUGAAUGUUUGUGGACAAGCCCCUCUGAACACUCGCAUUGUUGGGGGUGUAAAUGCAUCUCCGGGUUCAUGGCCUUGGCAGGUCAGUCUGCACAGCCCUAAGUAUGGAGGUCAUUUUUGCGGAGGCUCCCUGAUCAGCAGUGAAUGGGUGCUGACCGCAGCUCACUGUUUAUCUGGUGUCUCUGAAACCACUCUGGUUGUGUACUUGGGAAGGAGAACACAGCAGGGAAUCAAUAUUUAUGAAACUAGUAGAAAUGUUGCCAAAUCGUUCGUUCACUCCUCCUACAACAGCAACACAAAUGACAAUGACAUCGCUCUGCUGCGCCUGUCCUCAGCUGUAACCUUCACUAACUAUAUCAGACCUGUUUGUCUGGCGGCCCAGAACAGUGUCUAUAGUGCUGGCACCAGCAGCUGGAUCACAGGCUGGGGAGAUAUUCAGGCUGGAGUGAAUCUACCUGCUCCUGGGAUUCUGCAGGAGACUAUGAUUCCAGUUGUGGCCAAUGAUCGAUGUAAUGCUCUACUGGGUUCUGGAACUGUCACCAACAACAUGAUCUGUGCUGGUUUAACACAGGGAGGCAAAGACACCUGCCAGGGGGAUUCUGGUGGUCCAAUGGUGACUCGGCUGUGUACAGUGUGGGUUCAGGCUGGUAUCACUAGCUGGGGUUAUGGCUGUGCUGACCCCAACAGUCCUGGGGUUUACACUCGUGUGUCACAGUAUCAGAGCUGGAUCUCAAGCAAAAUUAGUCUAAACAAGCCAGGAUUCAUUCUCUUCACCCCGCCAAGCUCAUGCUCCUCUGCCAGCCGAAUCUCAACUUCCUGUAGCGGGAGAUGCAAUGAGGUGUACAGCAUACUCAAUCGCUGCAACUGCAAUGCUAACUGCGCUAUAAAAUGCUGCAAAGAUUACAAACAGCGCUGUGCCAGUUGAAGUAACUCCAUGGAUUCAAAACAGGCUUGUAAUCGCAUUACUUGUGAAUAAGACCUUUACAUGCCUGUUCUUCCAGAAGACAGUACUUCAGUGCUGCUUUUGAAAUGUUGCUCAGUCAGAAUAUCAGUGAAAACAGCAUUUUAAAGAGCUGCUUCACUGUCUUCACUCAGGGGUGUAAAUACAUACUGAUUAUAAUUAAGUUUAUUAAAUUAGUUGAGACUCUC
Molecule: messenger RNA, 1296 nt
Organism: Danio rerio (zebrafish)
Lineage: Eukaryota; Metazoa; Chordata; Actinopteri; Cypriniformes; Danionidae
Source: RefSeq, a predicted model, not a curated record